Ceratitis capitata (Mediterranean fruit fly) is the source of this 1544-nucleotide messenger RNA. RefSeq names its product trypsin I-P1. Bases 402 to 1262 code for a protein of 286 amino acids. Gene Ontology annotation, molecular function: serine-type endopeptidase activity. The record is from RefSeq and is a predicted model, not a curated record. The transcript has 6 exons. Lineage: Eukaryota; Metazoa; Arthropoda; Insecta; Diptera; Tephritidae. Gene Ontology annotation, biological process: proteolysis.
UAUUUGCCUACAAAUUCCUUUGGAUAUCCGAAUUGAAAUGAAAUAUUCUAUUGCUAACCGCGUUUAGGUUAAACCCAGACAAAUAACGCUGUAAUUGAAUAUUUUCCAAUUAUAUUGGAACAAUAAAAAAAAAAUGUAAAAAGUAAUAAUUAUUGCUUAUCACUAUGAAAUACGCUUUCAGACCGUCUGGCGCGUGCACUGAGACGAUUUCGACACAAAUAAAUAAUAUUUUUACUUUGUAUUUCACUUAAAUGUUACUUAGAACAAUUCUUGUUUGCACAGCUUGUGGGGCUUGACGUAGCGUUUUGGAGCGUUAUUAUUCUAACUUCUUUCAUAUCCAUUUUACCAAAACACUAUAGCUCGCAAUAUGGUCUCAGUAGUGUUACGUACUCUCAGGCAUAAUGUUUUACAUUUAUAGCGUGGCGUUUUUAUUAACCGCAUUUAUAGGGAAUCUUUAUGCAACACCCAUUGUUGGUGGAGAAGUCGUAUAUAGUCCUAAAUAUGCGGCACCAAAGUAUCCUUUUAUCGUUUCCAUACAAGAAAUACGUGAAGCGGUUAGUCGUUCGUUAGGCGUACACGAGUAUCGGCACUUCUGUGGCGGCGCUAUGUUGAAUGCCAAAUGGUUCGUGUCGGCGGCUCAUUGUUUUUUGCGCAAAAAGCUUGCACGCAUUGCAGCCGUUAUCGGUCAUGAAAACCUCUUAAACGCCCAACAGAAUAACAGUCGUUACACUAUCGAACGUGUUCAGUUCAUAUACUACCAACCCACAAACAUUCAAAAUGAUAUCGCAUUGGCGCGUUUGAAAAAACGCUAUGUGCCGGAGUUUAAUUUAGUUAACGGUGCUUUUACUCACUUACCGCUGGCAGGCAUGAAAAAUCUUAGUGGUGUUUCCUGUCAGAUAAUUGGUUAUGGCGCAACACAAUAUGCUGGCGAAUUGCAAAAUAAUUUAAUUGAAGGAGAAGUUAGUGUAAUUACCAAACAGCAGUGUACGGAGAUUUUGGGUAGAAUCUUAGCACCGCCACAUGAUGAAACAACACUUUGCGCUCUGGGUGAUAAUCAAGACACUUGUCAGGGUGACAGUGGUGGUCCACUAAUUUGCAAACUCAAUAAUACUCCUUAUAUUUGUGGCAUUGUAUCUCAUGGUCUCACGUGUGGCAUACGUGGUGUGCCGAGCAUCUAUACCGCCAUAGUGCCAUAUCUGGAAUGGAUAAAGUUGGUUAUUAAUGAUAAAAUUGAGCAAACUCAAAUUAAUAAAUUGAAAUAAGCGGAAGUUAAAAGUGAGCACAUAGUUAGUUAUUUAUCGAAAACGAUAACAUCCGCUUGCAAUCAAUCGUAAGUUGUUAUAUCUUGGUGUUUGCUAUUGUACGUAAAGGUAUGUAACGGCCCGGUCUCACGUGCUAGACAAUCCGACAUGCAGUUUUUUCCAUUUUCUAGAAAACGAACUAACGUUUUGAUAUAUUUCGAAAAUUCGAUGCUCAAAGAAAAAAAAUUAAAUGAAAUAAAUAAAACAGAAAAAAACGAAUGGGUUUGAGUGAAGAUGAUCAUA